This is a messenger RNA of Oryzias latipes (Japanese medaka), 2123 nucleotides long. The record is from RefSeq and is a predicted model, not a curated record. NCBI's taxonomy places the organism in Eukaryota, Metazoa, Chordata, Actinopteri, Beloniformes, Adrianichthyidae.
AUGGAGUCCUCCUGUCCUCAGUCCUCCUGUCCUCAGUCCUCCUGUCUGCAGUCCUCCUGUCCUCAGUCCUCCUGUCCUCAGUCCUCCUGUCUUCAGUCCUCCUGUCUUCAGUCCUCCUGUCUUCAGUCCUCCUGUCUUCAGUCCUCCUGUCCUCAGUCCUCCUGUCUUCAGUCCUCCUGUCUGCAGUCCUCCUGUCCUCAGUCCUCCUGUCCUCAGUCCUCCUGUCUGCAGUCCUCCUGUCCUCAGUCCUCCUGUCUUCAGUCCUCCUGUCCUCAGUCCUCCUGUCUUCAGUCCUCCUGUCUGCAGUCCUCCUGUCCUCAGUCCUCCUGUCCUCAGUCCUCCUGUCUGCAGUCCUCCUGUCCUCAGUCCUCCUGUCUUCAGUCCUCCUGUCUUCAGUCCUCCUGUCUUCAGUCCUCCUGUCUUCAGACCUCCUGUCCUCAGUCCUCCUGUCUGCAGACCUCCUGUCUGCAGUCCUCCUGUCUUCAGUCCUCCUGUCUUCAGUCCUCCUGUCUUCAGUCCUCCUGUCUGCAGACCUCCUGUCUUCAGUCCUCCUGUCUUCAGACCUCCUGUCUUCAGUCCUCCUGUCUUCAGUCCUCCUGUCUUCAGUCCUCCUGUCCUCAGUCCUCCUGUCCUCAGUCCUCCUGUCUUCAGUCCUCCUGUCUUCAGACCUCCUGUCUUCAGUCCUCCUGUCUUCAGUCCUCCUGUCUUCAGUCCUCCUGUCCUCAGUCCUCCUGUCUUCAGACCUCCUGUCUUCAGUCCUCCUGUCUUCAGUCCUCCUGUCCUCAGUCCUCCUGUCCUCAGUCCUCCUGUCUUCAGUCCUCCUGUCUGCAGUCCUCCUGUCUUCAGUCCUCCUGUCUUCAGUCCUCCUGUCUUCAGACCUCCUGUCCUCAGUCCUCCUGUCCUCAGUCCUCCUGUCUGCAGUCCUCCUGUCCUCAGUCCUCCUGUCCUCAGUCCUCCUGUCUUCAGUCCUCCUGUCUUCAGACCUCCUGUCUUCAGUCCUCCUGUCUUCAGUCCUCCUGUCCUCAGUCCUCCUGUCCUCAGUCCUCCUGUCCUCAGUCCUCCUGUCUGCAGUCCUCCUGUCUGCAGACCUCCUGUCUGCAGUCCUCCUGUCUUCAGUCCUCCUGUCUGCAGUCCUCCUGUCUUCAGUCCUCCUGUCUUCAGUCCUCCUGUCUGCAGACCUCCUGUCCUCAGUCCUCCUGUCCUCAGUCCUCCUGUCUGCAGUCCUCCUGUCUGCAGACCUCCUGUCUGCAGUCCUCCUGUCUUCAGUCCUCCUGUCUGCAGUCCUCCUGUCUUCAGUCCUCCUGUCUUCAGUCCUCCUGUCUUCAGACCUCCUGUCUUCAGUCCUCCUGUCCUCAGUCCUCCUGUCUUCAGUCCUCCUGUCCUCAGUCCUCCUGUCUUCAGUCCUCCUGUCCUCAGUCCUCCUGUCCUCAGACCUCCUGUCCUCUCAGACGUUCUCCUCCGUCUCCUGGUCUCCUUUGGAGGUUUGGAGCCGAUCCGAUCCUUUCUGUGUCACUGUUUUCCCAGCAGCUCACUUUCUCCUCUUGUUCUUUGGGGAGUUUGUGCGCCUCCUCCUUUUCCUCCCCCUCUGUACAUCUGAGCGCUCACUCACUCCUCCUCUUCCUCCUCCUCCUCCUCCUCUCGCUCUGUCGCUGCAGACCAGCUGUGCUGGGGCCUCUUUAUUUUUGUUCUCGGUCUCCAUGGAGACGAAACCCGGGCGGGGGGGGGGGGGGGUGUCUGUAUGUUGUCCCGCCAGCUGACCUGAAUGUCCUUUUAGAGCUAGUACCUUUAACUGUUUCAUUACCCACAAUGCCUUUCUGCACAGACUUUGAGAGCUGCAGGACCGUCUGACAGACAGAGCAGGUCUGCAGCUCCAGAACCGGCCCACAGUCGGGACACUUCAGGGAAAACCCGAGUCCGGACGGUUUUAGCGGAGAUGCCGUUUAAGGUUCCUCACGGGGAAGAGUCCAGAAUGUCGGAGGGCUGGCCCAGAGUCCAGGUCCUUCCAGGAAAGGCGUGGACCUGAAGCCAAACCAAACACAGACGCCACAUUCAGGCCCGUUUCUGGGAGCAGCAGUUUGGAUUCCAGCCAAGAAAAGUCGACAAAAACAGGAUUUGAUUCUGGA